Impatiens glandulifera is the source of this 3056-nucleotide messenger RNA. Its product is annotated as probable apyrase 7. Gene Ontology annotation, biological process: nucleoside diphosphate catabolic process. Gene Ontology annotation, cellular component: membrane. NCBI's taxonomy places the organism in Eukaryota, Viridiplantae, Streptophyta, Magnoliopsida, Ericales, Balsaminaceae. Gene Ontology annotation, molecular function: nucleoside diphosphate phosphatase activity. The coding region runs from base 572 to 2872 and encodes 766 amino acids. The transcript is spliced from 3 exons. The record is from RefSeq and is a predicted model, not a curated record.
UACGAGUCCAGAGACAAGAGACAGACAGAGUGGGUGAAAAAAAACCCAACUUUACGCUCGCCACCAUUACCACCUCUCCCCAUUAGUGUCACUCCCCGCCCGCCUUCAGAUCUGUUCAUCAACUACGACGAUCAGUCAGCCGGAGUUUCCAUCACUUGAACCAAUCUCAUCUAUGAUAACUAAUCUUCAUUUGGCAACGUAAUCUUUAGAUCUACAGCUCUGACUGCAGUCUGCAGAGGAGGAGAAGGAGAAAGAGGUUGUUUUUAUUACUCUUGGGUACAAUUAGAAACCCAAUCAUCUCAAGCUGUCUUUUUCCUCCCUUCAAAUACCCACGUCGAGAUUGCAACUCGUCGGUGGAUACCGAUCUAUUACAAAUCACAAAUGUCACGACCCAUUCUCUGUACAUUUCAUUUUCAAUAGCAGGUGUUAUAGAUGAGGUGUAACAAAGUUAAUUACAUUUGAGGUUGUAUCAAGUUAUGAAAGGUGUAGGAAGUGUUUCAUGAAUGUAUAUGAAUACGAAUUCUGGGGAAUGAACUAUCAUUUGAGAGGAUAGUAGAAGCUUUUUGCAGAUAUGGUGUUAAAUAGGAUAUCGGAACUUUUUUCGGCUGCAAAAAGUCAUUUAUCAAGCACCAAGCCGUCCAAUCGUCCAUCCAUAUCUCCUGAAAUAAGUUCUGCCCACUCGUAUUCGUUUACUGGCUAUGAGCCCAAGACUUACAUGCGUAUAUCAUCGUCACUCCAAGAUUUCUCCACAUAUAACCGACUUGAUCCAGAAGAAGCUAAUCAUGUAUUGGAUGUGAGCUUGAACCAUGCAAAACAAUCACAUCCUCCUUUACCAAGAGGAAAUCUUGGUUCGAGUUUCUCCAAGCACAAGUCAUUGCAAACCACACCUUUAGCACGGAGAAAAUGGGUGAGAGUGAUUACAGUUGCACUCUGCUUGUUGUUAGCUGCUUUGUUUGUAUUUGGCUUCAAGCUUUACUACACUAAUUGGUCUCAAGCAACGUCGAAAUUUUUUGUUGUCCUCGAUUGUGGGAGCACUGGGACACGAGUUUAUGUAUAUCAGGCUUCCAUGAACCAAAAGAGUGAAGGGGAACUCCCUAUCACAUUGACUUCACUGCCAAAAGCUCUUCGGAGAAAGCCUAAUUCGCAGAGUGGCCGUGCUUACAACAGAAUGGAGACUGAACCAGGUUUUGACAGAUUGGUGCAUAAUGUAUCUGGCUUGACUGGUGCAAUAAAACCACUGAUUAAGUGGGCUGAAAAACAAAUUCCAAAGAAUGCACACAAGACCACUUCCCUUUUCCUUUAUGCUACAGCUGGUGUUCGCCGCCUCUCAAGUCCUGAUUCAGAAUGGCUUCUAAAUACCGCAUGGACCAUUCUAAAAGGUUCAUCCUUCAUGUGCCAGAGAGAAUGGAUUAAGACCAUUAGUGGCAUGGAAGAAGCAUAUUUUGGAUGGAUAGCUUUAAAUUAUCAUACAGAAAAUUUGGGGGCUGUCCCCAGAAAAGCAACUUUUGGGGCUCUUGACUUGGGUGGCUCAUCGUUGCAGGUCACUUUUGAGAGUAAAGAUUAUGUGAAUAACGAGACUAGUUUAAGGCUGAGUAUAGGUCCUGUUAGUCACCACCUGAGUGCAUAUUCUCUCUCGGGCUAUGGUCUCAACGAUGCUUUUGACAAAUCUGUGGCGCAUCUUCUCAAGAAACAAACUGAAAUCCAUAAAGUUGAUCCUUUGAAAGGAAAUAUUAAAAUUGAGCAUCCGUGUUUGCUAUCCGGUUAUCAAGAGAAAUAUUUAUGUUCACUGUGUGCUUCAAUUUAUCAUGAAGGUGGUAGUCCCAUGAAUGGUGGAAAAUAUAUGGUUCAAGCCCGGAAGCAGAGGAUUCCUAUCCAGCUUAUUGGUGCUCCCAAAUGGGGUGAGUGUAAGGCACUUGCGAAAAUUGCCGUCAACUUAUCGGAAUGGUCAGAUCUUAACCCGGGUAUUGACUGUGAACAACAGCCAUGUGCUCUCGUCAAUAAUCUGCCACGUCCACAUGGCCAAUUUCAUGGGAUGUCUGGUUUCUUUGUCGUAUAUCGGUUUUUUAAUCUGAGUUUGGAAGCUACCCUUGAUGAUGUCUUGGAGAAGGGCCAGGAGUUUUGUGAGAAAACUUGGAGCAUUGCAAAGAAAAGUGUUGCACCUCAGCCCUUCAUAGAACAGUAUUGUUUCAGAUCGCCAUACAUCGUUUCAUUAUUAAGAGACGGUUUGCACAUUAGCGACACCCAAGUAUCCAUUGGCUCAGGGAGCACUACAUGGACUCUUGGGGUUGCCCUUUUGGAAGCUGGGAAGGUCUUCUCAACAAGAAUGGAUUUUCGUGGCUACAAGAUACUAGAUAUGAAAAUAAAUCCUGUCAUUCUCUUUGCAUUGAUGUUUAUUUCAAUGAUUUUCUUGCUUUGUGCAUUAUCUUGCGUUGGAAAUUGGACUCCAAGAUUUGUACAGAGACCUUAUAUCCCCCUUUUCAGGCAGAGUAGUGCACCUUCUACAUCUCUUCUCCAUAUGCCAUCUCCGUCAUGGUUGCAGCGAUGGUCUGCAAACUCAGGCGGGGAUGGAAAGGUAAAGACGCCACUUAGUCCAACAACUGGCGGUUCAAAUCCGAAACCAUUUGGUGCAGCUCAUGGAUUUGGGGGAAGUGCAAUCGAGCUUGCAGAAUCAUCAUCGUUACACCCAUCCUCAACAAGUGGUGUUUCGCAUAGUUAUUCUUCGGGUAGCCUCGGGCAGAUGCAAUUUAACAAUACUGGAAUGGGCUCUCCUUGGACGUCUCACAGAAACAUAAUGAAUCUGCAAAGCCGGAGAUCACAAUCGCGAGAAGACCUUAAUUCUUCUCUAGCUGAGUUACACCUAGCUAAGGUUUAGGGCUGCUACCUAGUUCAAACACACAAAAUUAAGUCCUGCUAUUAUUAAUCUUACUAUGUUCCUACAAUAUAGAAGAAAUCAACAUCCUUCUUUGUAAUAAAAACCAAACCAUUCUUUUUCUAUUAUCUUCUUUUUCAUUUUCCUUUUGUGCAUGGUUCAAUAUCUAUUACAAAAAUUUAUGUCA